Molecule: messenger RNA, 504 nt
Organism: Sporisorium graminicola
Lineage: Eukaryota; Fungi; Basidiomycota; Ustilaginomycetes; Ustilaginales; Ustilaginaceae
Exons: 3
Coding region: 1-504 (167 amino acids)
Biological process (GO): autophagosome assembly; protein folding in endoplasmic reticulum
Cellular component (GO): membrane; endoplasmic reticulum; EMC complex
Source: RefSeq, a predicted model, not a curated record
AUGUCGGCAGCAGCGCUAAUCCAGGAACAGGAGCUUCAGCUGCGUGCUCAGUCGUACUAUCCGGAAAACGUUGCUCACAAUGCCAAGCAGGUAGAAUAUGUGCGGUCGACAGCGCUGUCGGUAGCGGGCGGAGUGGCGGGCGUGUUAGGCAUGACCAACUGGCUCGGCUUUGGAUUCUACGUCGUCUCUGUGCUGUUGACCAACCUGAUUGUGUUGGGCAUCAACGCCAACGUCACUCCCAGCAAAUUUUUCAUUUCACCAUCACCUCCCGCCAAGCCUCUCACCUCCUCGCCAUCCAGCAACACCGCCACAACUGCGGCAAGCAAAACCACAAAAGUCAAGUCGGCAGGCAGCGCAAAGCAAGCGUUGUCGAUCGACCCAAGAAGCGGCAGCUUCUCUCCCAAGGAUGUCGCGGGGUUCCUGGUGAACGGCCUGACAGAGAACGCGUUCAGCUUCAUCCUCUGGUGGACGUUUUGGUUUGGUAUCGUUCACGUGUACGACUAG